GUCAGCUGGAAGGUGGACAUCAGUCAGUACAUCUCCUAUCUUAUCGAAUACAUCGAAGCUUUAUAGCCAAACAAACAACAAACCAAACAACCAAAAAUGUUCUCCAAAGUGAUGAUCGUCGCCCUGUUAGCUGUGGUUGCCAGCGUAAGUGCCAAGCCAGGUGGUCUUCUACCAGCAGCUCCAUUCGCCUACACUGCCGCUCCUCUCGCCUACUCUGCACCGUUGGGCGUCGCUCCAGCAGCUGUUCCGGCCGUCGCCUACACUGCCGGAUACGCUAAUGUGGGAGAUUCGGCCGUUGUCACAUCGCACAACUCGCAGGUUAUCAAUCCGGCCUAUGCCGCCUAUUCGGCCGCUCCUUACGUGUCCGCUUAUGCCGCCGCUCCUGCUCUGGCUUCUCCAUUCGCCUACAGUGCACCUCUUGCCGCUAAAUACGUUCUGUAGAUAGGAUCUCAACUUGCGUUAUAAUAUGUCAGACGAAUAAAGACAAACUACGCUUUUGCACUGGAGGAAGUCGAACCGCCCCAAAA
This is a messenger RNA of Anopheles funestus (African malaria mosquito), 527 nucleotides long. RefSeq names its product cuticle protein 67-like. NCBI's taxonomy places the organism in Eukaryota, Metazoa, Arthropoda, Insecta, Diptera, Culicidae. The coding region runs from base 97 to 441 and encodes 114 amino acids. The transcript is spliced from 2 exons. The record is from RefSeq and is a predicted model, not a curated record.